AGUACGCAGCCAGCGCCAGGACCAACAAAGGGGUGACCAAGAGGAAACCCACCACCAGCAGAGCCACGCAGCCUCUGUCAGUCAGCAGGUCUGAACAGUAAGGGGUUGUCCCAUGAGGGCGGACCUGCAGAGAUGAGAAGAGAGAUGACAAAUGGAAUGAUAUGGCAGCAUUAUGUUGCAGAGUUUAGCCAAGUGAUUACCUGUUAAGCCUCUGAUUGAAGGAAGUCAAGAGGAGAAUGAAAAGGAGAGCGUAAAGGAUGGUGCGCAGCCACUCAACAUGAGUGGAGCACUGCUCAAGGAUGGAUGAGAAUGGUUGUGCUGCUCUACUUUUCUUUUCUCACCAUCUAGGCACAGGUAUUAAGCAUGCCCAAGGCAGGAGAGAGGGCGCCCUCAUCAACUUCUGCCUACUCAGUCGCAGCAGAUGGCAAAGAUGGUGCCCCAAAAUCUGCUGUGGCUAAGGAGUCCCCCUCAGGUUCAGUCUCUGAAACAGCCAAAAAAUCAUCAAAGAAGCCCAAGAAAAACACAGAGAGUAUGAACAAAGUAUACACCUCUGUGCUCAACAGUGUAUUUGGGGCCGACAGAGAACUGGCUCAGGCCGAGUUAGAUGAGUUACAAGAGGCCUUCAAAGAGUUUGACUACGACCAAGAUGGCUACCUGAACUACAAGGACGUAGCUGAAUGCAUGAGGACCAUGGGAUACAUGCCCACAGAAAUGGAGCUGCUGGAAAUAGUACAACAGAUAAAGAUGAGAAUGGGUGGAUUGAUGGACUUUGAUGACUUUAUUGAACUAAUGGGACCCAGGAUGAUGGGAGAGACCGCUGACAUGCUGGGACUCAAAGAACUCCAGUCAGCCUUUUCACAGUUCGACCUGGAUGGAGAUGGAAAGAUCAGCCAGGAUGAGAUGAAAGAGGCUGUCAAGACACUGCUGGGAGAGAAGCUGAAGAAAGGAGAGCUGGAGGAGAUCUUGAAGGAGCUGGACAUUAAUGCAGAUGGAAGCAUUGAUUUUGAAGAGUUUGUGAUGAUGCUCUCCAUUCGCUAGCUACUGGAAAAACAGACAAGGACAGAAUGCAUUGACACGUCUAUUUGAUUCCACCACAGCUAGUGAAUAUAACUAUGACCAGUGUGCACAGUUUGGUACUGUGCAGGCUUCCACCACAUGACAUGUGCUUACCUCUAAACUGUACGAAUUGCUUACAGAGUGGGAUCAAACAAAGCACAUACUGUCAACAAAGUGUUAGUUUAGACAUAUUCAUUUUUGCAAUGACAUAUGUAAAUAUUAAAGAAACCAAAAUCAGUCUCACCUUUCACUGAAACAACAUGACAGUUAUUUUAAGAUAGUGUAUGA
Molecule: messenger RNA, 1344 nt
Organism: Monopterus albus (swamp eel)
Lineage: Eukaryota; Metazoa; Chordata; Actinopteri; Synbranchiformes; Synbranchidae
Product: calcium-binding protein 2-like
Exons: 9
Coding region: 364-1038 (224 amino acids)
Cellular component (GO): cytoplasm
Molecular function (GO): calcium ion binding; calcium channel regulator activity
Source: RefSeq, a predicted model, not a curated record